This is a messenger RNA of Acanthisitta chloris (rifleman), 483 nucleotides long. RefSeq names its product transgelin-2-like. Gene Ontology annotation, molecular function: protein binding. The transcript is spliced from 3 exons. The coding region runs from base 10 to 483 and encodes 157 amino acids. NCBI's taxonomy places the organism in Eukaryota, Metazoa, Chordata, Aves, Passeriformes, Acanthisittidae. The record is from RefSeq and is a predicted model, not a curated record.
GCUGUCAGCAUGGCAAACCGGGGCCCAUCGUACGGGCUGAGCCGGGAGGUGCAGCAGAAGAUCGACAGGCAGUAUGACCCCGAGCUGGAGCAGGUCCUGGUGCGCUGGAUCCUGGCACAGUGCGGAGGGGACGGUGGCAGCGCCGUGGCACAACCAGCACCUGGCAGGGAUGGCUUCCAACAGUGGCUGAAGGAUGGCACCGUGCUGUGUAGGCUCAUCAACAGCCUCCACCCACGGGGACAGGCCCCCGUGGCCAAGAUCCAAGCAUCAACCAUGGCCUUCAAGCAGAUGGAGCAGAUCUCCCAGUUCCUGCAGGCGGCUGAGCGCUACGGCAUCGCCGCCACCGACAUCUUCCAGACCGUGGACCUCUGGGAGGGGAAGAACAUGGCCUGUGUGCAGAGAACCCUGAUGAACCUGGGCAGCCUGGCAGUGGCCAAGGGCGAUGGGCUCUUCGUGGGAGAUCCCAACUGGUUCCCUAAGUAG